Messenger RNA from Drosophila novamexicana, 5326 nucleotides. RefSeq names its product translational regulator orb2-like. The coding region runs from base 722 to 4540 and encodes 1272 amino acids. Lineage: Eukaryota; Metazoa; Arthropoda; Insecta; Diptera; Drosophilidae. The record is from RefSeq and is a predicted model, not a curated record. Gene Ontology annotation, cellular component: nucleus; neuron projection; endoplasmic reticulum. Gene Ontology annotation, molecular function: mRNA 3'-UTR binding; lipid binding; ribosome binding. Gene Ontology annotation, biological process: negative regulation of cytoplasmic translation. The transcript is spliced from 12 exons.
GUCUCACAAUCGUCGCGCUAGCGAGCGGACGGAGCUGUUCGAAAAUUACAAAACAAAUUAAUUUCAUUGGAUACUAAGCUUCAAAUUCUAGUGUAAACAUUAUGUGUUUUCUUAAAACCAAAAUUUCUAGUGUAAUUUAAAUUUUUUGUAUGAAGGGAAUAUCGUGUGCUCUGUGCGUGUGUUUAAUUGUUUGUUAUUCUGUAAUGUGUGCAUUAAGUGAGAUAAAAUAAUGAACAACAACAACUCAGUAUCAAAUGUCGCGUUGAAGUUUUUAAAUGAAAAUAAAUGCUAAAGCUGCUUGAAACUCUCGCAUCGUUUACAUAAAAGGAAGAAAAAAUUCGCUGCCGCAGCAAAGGAAUUUUUGCUGCUGCUGUUGCAGAAAAUAAAAAAAAAAAACAAAAAAAAAUACAUAGUGCCAUAUACGUCACACAGAAUACCGCGAGUGUGAGUGAGACGGCCUGCCUGCCUGCCUGCACCCCCGGAAAUGUAACGCACGCACACAAACGCAAAAGAAAAACUUGCACCUGAAAGUUUUCGUGUCGUCGUGUCGUCGUGUCGUGUUUUCGUCGCCAGCCUUCGUGCUCGCUCGUGCGUCGUUGCAACAACUGCCGACGAGGCCAAAGCGAAAUUCUAAGUACAAAAGGCUAAGGCAACGCAACGCCCGUCGACGCAGCUCAUCAAGUGCAGCCGUACAAAGCCAUUAAUAGUCGGUGCGGGCACCAUGGACUCGCUUAAAUUACCAAAAGGCAGCAGCGCCAAUAGCAGCGCCAGCGGCAGCAACAGCAAUCUAUCCGGCUCGGCGUCCACAUCGGUCGUCGGUAGCCUGGCAACAACACCCACAUCGGCGGUGCCGGCAACAGUGCCAACCACAAUUAAGACACCGCCCGGCCUGAGCAGCAGCACGCCCAUCGCGGUGCGUUUCAAUGCCAACCAGGAGUCGCUGGACGACAUACUCCAUUCGUUUCAUCAAAGCACGCAGCAGCAGCAACAGCAGCAGCAGCACAUCCACAGUCCCAGCGGCGGAAUCAGUGGCGGGGGCGAUGCCUCGCCCACCUUGAUGGGCAUUAAGAACAAUGGCGCUCUGGGCAUGAUGGUCAAUCCCUGUGACUCGCAUUCGCUCUCCAGCAGCCCCUCACAGCAGCAGCAGCAGCAGCAGCAGCAACAGCAGCAGCAACAUCUGCAUCAACAUCAACAGCAGCAGCAGCAAGCCGCAGCGCUUUUUGGCAACGAGGAGGUCAAUCUGCGCAACAACUAUCUGCAAGGUGCAGGCGGAGCCGGUGCUGGCAGCGGAGGCUUCUUCAAUCGCAAGAGGUCGGGCAGCAUCGAAGGGGUUUCGCCGACCUCUAGUGGUCCCACUUUAAUCUCAGCGCUGUCAAGCAGCGUGACAGCUGCUGGUGGCAUUGACAGCAACAGUAGCGCUUCGGUGGGCACCUGGAAGCUGAUCAAGGGCAAGGUGUCGCAGACCAUUGAAGAGAUCAAAUCGUCCAAGCAUCACGCUUCAGUUAUACCCGUCAUUGUCGCCGAGUCAACGACUGGCACCACAGUGGGCUGGACCAACGACGGCGACUCGGACACGGAGUGCGUCACGAUCAAUACGACUGUAAGCGAGGAGCAGCAUUUGACCGUUGAGAAGCAGCACAACUCCGACUCGGAUCCGGAGAUUGAGUUGGUCGACAGCAGCAGCCUGGGCAGCGGCGACAUUGGCGCCGCAGCUGCACUUUCCACAGAAGGCUCGCGCCUGCGCCGUGGAAUUGCGCACAUCAAGUCCAGAGUGAAGGCCAAGCAGCAGGCAGCCGCCAUGAGCAAAAAGGAUAGGGAGAGCAGCGCUCUGAAUGCGCCGUCAAGCAUACGUGGCGGCUUUUUGCGCCGACGCAACAACAACGCGGAGGCGAACAGCGAAGGAGCCACAGGCAGUGGCCAGCAGGCCGAGCAGCCCAAGCCGAUACAUCAAAGCGCAUCCGCUCCAGAAAUUCCCAUAGUCAGUGGCAAGGCCAAGCGCGGCAUAGUGCUGGCCCACAAGGAUGUGGAAAUUGAGUCUGGCGUGGAGAUGCACGAGGACAUGGCACCGUCGACCGGCAGUCAGGUGUUUGCGGAUGCACAGACGAACAAUGUCCAGUUCUCAGACGUUGACACCGUCAGGGAACGAAGUUUCGUUCUUGAUCUGCCGCUGAACAACGCGAGCAACCUCCUGGAGGAGUCGUUGCAAAGGAGCUCCGUGCCCCUUAGGAACAACCUUAACGCGUCGGGCUUCUCGCUCUGGAGCACACUGAGCGCCGCCAGCUCCAUCAAUUGGCGUGCCAGUGCCGUCAGUCAGCCGAUGCUGGCUGUGGGCAGCAUAGUUGCGCUGACGGUACUGCCGCUGCCCGAAUUCUGGCGCGGUGUUCUGGCCACCGUCAUGUUCAUCGCGGGAGUGAACUAUUGCAGCCACUACAUAAGCUGGUUGUUCGAGAGCCUUGUGCUGGGCACACAUCCGGAGCGUCGGCCCUUUCAGAUACCCAACUACGAUGGCAUGCCCAUCUGCGAGAUACCCGCCGUGGAGGAGCACAAGACGAUUAAGAGUUAUGCGGGCUGGAUGAACGAGCUGGACAGUUAUGAUCCCGCUACGUUCUCUUUUGCUAUGACCCGGGCCAUCUAUAUACGCCUCGACGGCACCAAUCUAACGAUAUCCGGCACAAAUGCACGCAUACCCAAGCGGCGCAUGUGGAACGAGAAGCCCAUCGAUCGGACCAAGAUUCUGUUUCUCGAUCAUCGCUCCUACGAUUUGCGAGACGCUCGCGUCGAGCUGCUGCCCAUGGGCCUAGCCAGAAAGCGCUUCUUCAACCGCAAAUAUCCCAUCCAGCUGAUUGUGAAGAACGCCUGCACUGGCUUUUUUACACCCAUGGAGGAUGCUGAUCCAACGGAGGGCACGUCUCGUGCGACUAGCGUCACGCCCACCCAGGCCAAUGAGACGCUGAAAUCCGUUGAGUUUGCCACCACAGUUAUGCUCGCCGAUUUGCGCCAGCUGCAUCAGUCCAUAACGCCCGAUAAGGAAGUGCGGGACAUAACCAUACCAUGCGGCGACGAGGUGCGUCUGCUGAUGUUUGCGCGCUGCGAUCGCGAGAAGGAGGAUUGGUAUCGCCGCUUCAUGGCGGCCAGCAGGGGCUGCGUCCACGAGUCGGAUCUGCAGGUGCCCAUGGCGCAUUAUGUGGAGGACACAGAUCUGCAGGCGAUUGCCGCCCAGCAGGCCAUCAAUCUAACAAGAGGUUUUCCCAAGGCGCGCUUCAAGGAAGGCGAGGAUGGCUCCAUGACUUCGCUGAUUAAUGAUGACAAUACCGGGGCCAAUACGCCCGAUACGCUGGACGAAGUGAUCGACGAGGAUCCGACGACCGAUCCACAAAAAGAUGGCUAUGAGGGCCUUAUCAUGAACUCAGACGUCGCACGAAAUCCGCCGGAAUAUGUCAAAUUCAUGACGGUCUACCAGAACGCUUGCAAUCAAAGCCAGAUUCCCGUUUGCCGCAAUCUCAAUUAUAAUGCACAGAAUUCUGGGGCAAAUCGCCGAAGAAGUCGCCGUGCCAGACGACAGGAAAACGAGCUGUGGAAGGGCAUUAAUCAGUCUCUAUUUCUGGGCCCAUCCGGCAGUGUCGUCUGGGCCAAUGUGUUGUUUGGUCGCUGCCUGUUCAGCUGUCUGCAUAAUCCUGGACUGCAAAUAAAGAUUCAGGAAUUCAUGCAAAAGAAACUCAACUCCAUAAAGCUGCCCAGCUUUAUGGAGGAGGUCAUCAUCACAAACAUCUAUUUGGGCAAAUCGCCCAUGCUGGUCCAUCGCAUAUCGCAGCCCAUGCUUGACGAGCGCGGCAUUUGGCUGGACGCUGAUGUCACCUACGAGGGCCUGGCCCACAUUACGGUUACCACCAAGCUGAAUCUGUUGCGCGUGCGCAGCAAACCAAAGACAUCUCCCGCCAACGCGGAUGCAGCUGGACCGUCACAAGAUCCAAAUGUGGAGGGGCGCAGUGCACCCGAUGGGCUCCAGCCGGAUGGCAGUAAUUCCAUCUUUGACAGCGAUGCGGAGAGUACGGGUGGCUCCUCGUCGGAUUCGGAAGCCUCGCAGCCAGGCGCACCUGUCGAGAACGCAAACAAUGCCGAGUUCUUCCAGAAUUCGCCGGGCAAUGCUCGGCGCAUUUUCAAGAUUGUGGAUCGCAUUGCCACCUCCAAUUUGUUUCAGUAUGCCACAGAGCUGCCGUACGUGCAGCGCGCCAUGGAGAACAUGAACGCGAACAUAACGUUGCGUGUGGAACUGAAGGGCUUGGUGGCACGCGGCACACUGAAUAUACCGCCGCCGCCGUCGGAUCGCGUCUGGCUAUGCUUCCGGGGGCCGCCGCGUCUGUGGAUAUCGACAAAGCCGCAAGUUGGCGAUAAGUCGGUGGAUUGGUCCAUUGUUACGAACGUGAUUGAGAGCAAGUUGUGCGAGGCGGUCAAUAAGUUUUUGGUCUAUCCGAAUAUGGUCGAUUUCUCGAUACCAUUCCUGGCCAAGCCCAACUACGGCGAUGAGCCGCCUAUGUCGUAACUUUUGGCUAAUUAUAAUAAUUUAAGUUGAAAUUUUUGUAAACCUAUUUACAACUGAGCUUUUCUAAAAAGUGAUUUACCUUCGUUUUCCGAUCUCGCUCCAAGUGUUAUUUAGAAGUACUUAGCAAUAACCGAACAAAAAAUUCCACGUAACAGAUUUGAAGCGCUUUUUUUUCCAUACUCUCCGCAACAAGAAACUUCAAACUCACAGACAGCCCAUAGGCUUUGUUUUUAUCUAUAAAAAUGAUUUUUCUAUUUUGUAUAUUCACAUACAGCUGAGGAUCUGUUGUGAUAUAUCAUUCUGCAGGCGAUGCAAGCUGUCGCUCCUUCAAGUCUUUACGCAAAGUAUUCCAAAAACAUAAUGCAGGCACAUAGCUCCUAAUCUAUGUAUGUAAAUACAUACUCUAACUAUAUUCAUAUAUAUAUCUCUCUUUUUACUGCAGCAACAAUAUAUAUUUAUAUAUGCCUAGUUAUUUAAGUCUAUUCCAAGCUACUCUCUAAGCAUGCGUGUGAAUUUUAAAUGCUUAUCCAAAGCAAAAAAACAUAUGUAUUUAUAUUUGGUAUGGUGUUUAACUCAAUUUUAUAUUCACUUAAGUAAACUACGUAUGGAACAUAAACAUUCGCCAAAGGAUAAUUAUUCCGAACAUGAACAAACUCUUAUAUCAUUUACAAGGCUGGCCGAAGAACACGAAGAGGGUCGUCAAAUAUGACCCAUUCUUUCCAAAUGAAAACAAAUAAUAGUUAAGCUAAACUACGAGUAUAUAUUUUAUGUAACAGAAUAAACAAA